AUGGCAAUUAGUAAAGUGUGCAAAAAGUUUGAUACUUUGAGGAAGCUUUUUCCCGAUGAAUUGGAUAGAUCUGGAGAAUAUAAUUUUAAAGUUGGAAUGUUCAAGAGCUACUGCCCUAAAGAAAAAUGUAAUAACGAUAUUGAUAAGAUUAAUGCUGUCUGUCUAUGGUUAUUUUAUGAUUUGUUCGGUAAAUCUGGUACUUCAAUUGAUAAUAAUACUUAUAAGGAUGAUCUUGUAUGUAUUAUGAUAUGGUUAAGUUAUAUAUUAAACUUAAAGCCAUCUGAUAAAAUCAUCACAUUAAAAGAUUUUUAUUCUAGUCAUAUAAAAAAUAACACGGAGUAUACUAAUCGUGAAGUUAAUGAUAAAACAUAUGGCAGUUAUAAGGACAUAAUAGAUAAAGUAAAGGAAUAUAUGGAUAUUGAUAUUAAUAAGAUGUCUAAAUUUUAUGAAUUACAUAAAUUGUUAUGUAAUAUGUAUACUGCUUACAUGACAAGUAAUAGUAACGAUUUUUCAAAACAUGCUAAUAAAUUUGUUGCUGAAUAUACACAACUCUUUAAUGAUAUUGGUAAUAAUAUUGACAACAGCUCAUACAGUAAAAUAUUACGUAUUUUUUCCAAAUAUUAUAAUAAUUUUGGAAUAGGCACUGGUUAUAAUACAACAUCAAUAAAUCGUCCUUCAUUACCAACACAAAAAACAGUUGAACAUGUCGAUAUAUCAGAUCCUAAAGAAACUAAAACACAUGGCUUCUCUAGUGGAACAGAUAAACCAAUUCAUGUAGCUACAACCCCGAGUCUUGACACUAAGUUAUCAGAUUCAUCAUUAAUAAAUAAAUUAAUUAUAGUUUUAUCAAUAUUAAUCCCAAUAUCAAUUUUUUUAGGAAUUUCUUAUAAGUAUUCGUUAUUCGGAUUUCGGAAACGAUCUCAAAAACAAUAUUUAAGAGAAAAGAUUAAAAAAUAA
Plasmodium yoelii is the source of this 957-nucleotide messenger RNA. RefSeq names its product PIR protein. The transcript has 3 exons. NCBI's taxonomy places the organism in Eukaryota, Apicomplexa, Aconoidasida, Haemosporida, Plasmodiidae. The record is from RefSeq and is a predicted model, not a curated record. The coding region runs from base 1 to 957 and encodes 318 amino acids.